Messenger RNA from Eucalyptus grandis, 1344 nucleotides. RefSeq names its product G-type lectin S-receptor-like serine/threonine-protein kinase At2g19130. Gene Ontology annotation, biological process: protein phosphorylation. Gene Ontology annotation, molecular function: ATP binding; protein kinase activity. The transcript is spliced from 6 exons. NCBI's taxonomy places the organism in Eukaryota, Viridiplantae, Streptophyta, Magnoliopsida, Myrtales, Myrtaceae. Bases 1 to 1344 code for a protein of 447 amino acids. The record is from RefSeq and is a predicted model, not a curated record.
AUGUAUCAAGCCCUUCUGGCUUCAGGAGACCUCAAGUCUGCAAGGAUUGUGCUGAGCAAAAUGCCCAAGGACGAUCCCCACGUGCGCCUCAUCAUCCAAGAAUCCCAAACGGUGUAUGCCAAGAUGAGUUUCGAUCAUCCGACUGAUACGUGGUUGCCUGGUGCCAAGGUUGGAUUCAAUAUACUUACGUCCAACAAGAAAGUUUUGGUGGCAUGGAGAAAUUUACAUGAUCCAGCUCCCGGGAUGUUCUCUGCAUUCGCGGGAGUGGAAGGAAGAGCUCAGUAUUCGCUAUAUAAAAGGUCGGAAGCCUACGGGAAUAGUGGCGACUGGACUGGUGAUGAAUUCAGGCAUCAGCGCUCAGUAAUGGUAGAAACGUGUACUUAUGCUUACACUACCAACUGUCUGCUAUGGACGGAUGCCAAAUUUGUAGUUGAACAUUCAGCCGAUGAUGCAAUUUCAAGAGAUUUCCAUGUCCGGAUCACAGCGUUGGACUCGGAAGAGACUUUUCUCGUGGUCCUUAGCAUUUCGCUGGUGGCUAUUAAGAUGAGACGGCCUGCUUAUGCAGUAGACGAUCAUUUGAUGCAUUUUGAAUAUCGAGUUCUGAAGAAGGCAACAAAUAACUUCUCUGAGAAAAUCGGGGAAGGUGGGUUUAGUUCUGUUUUCAGGGGAGCACUGCCAGAUUCAACUCCCAUAGCAGUGAAGAAACUCAUGAACCAAAGCCAAAAAAGGUUCCAACACCUCGAUUGGAAAACCAGAUACGGCACUGCCAUCCGGAUUGCUAAAGGAUUGGAGUACCCCCAUGAAAGGUGUCGGGAUUGCAUCUUACACUAUGACAUCAAACCAGAGAAUAUGCUGUUGGAUUCAGAACUCGAACCACAGAUUGCUGAUUUCUGCCUCGCAAAACUCAUGGGAUGGGAAGUCAGCAGCGUCAUUACCACCGUGAGGGGAGCCAGAGGGUACCUUGCUCCAGAAUGGAUUUCGGGAGGAGCCAUCACGUCGAAAGUCGACGUUCUCAGCUACGGAAAGCUGCUCUUUGAGAUCAUAUCGGGAAAGAGAAACAUCGAGGAGCUAAACAGUGAUAUGCGCGAUUAUCUACCGCUCCAGGUAGCCAAUUCACUAGCCAGAGGAGAAGAAGUCUUGCCACUCGUGGACUGCAGAUUGAACGGACAGGUGGAGAUGGAAGAAUUGUGCAGAGCAUGCAAAGUCGCUUGCUGGUGCAUUCAAGACAGCGAGCGUGAUAGACCAACCAUGUCUCAGAUAAAGAGGGAUGUGGAGAUGCAGGGAGACUUCAUCAGCUCCCUGAUCAAAGAGGUCGAGAGAGCCAAGUUCACAAACAUCAAGUAG